Pan troglodytes (chimpanzee) is the source of this 2625-nucleotide messenger RNA. It is a transcript of the gene SPPL2B, whose product is annotated as signal peptide peptidase like 2B. The transcript has 15 exons. Gene Ontology annotation, biological process: membrane protein proteolysis. Gene Ontology annotation, cellular component: lysosomal membrane; Golgi-associated vesicle membrane; lumenal side of endoplasmic reticulum membrane. Bases 60 to 1595 code for a protein of 511 amino acids. The record is from RefSeq and is a predicted model, not a curated record. Gene Ontology annotation, molecular function: aspartic endopeptidase activity, intramembrane cleaving. Lineage: Eukaryota; Metazoa; Chordata; Mammalia; Primates; Hominidae.
GGGGUCUCGGGGCGUUGCUGGGAAACAUCUGCUGAUGGUUGCGGCGGGCACCGGCCGACAUGGCGGCAGCGGUGGCGGCUGCGCUGGCGCGGCUUUUGGCGGCCUUUCUGCUCCUCGCGGCCCAGGUGGCCUGUGAGUACGGCAUGGUGCACGUGGUCUCCCAGGCCGGGGGCCCCGAAGGCAAAGACUACUGCAUCCUCUACAACCCGCAGUGGGCCCAUCUUCCGCAUGACCUCACCAAGGCAUCUUUCCUGCAGCUGCGCAACUGGACGGCCUCCCUGCUCUGCUCCGCAGCCGACCUCCCCGCCCGUGGCUUCAGCAACCAGAUCCCGCUGGUGGCGCGGGGGAACUGCACCUUCUAUGAGAAAGUGAGGCUGGCCCAGGGCAGCGGAGCACGCGGGCUGCUCAUCGUCAGCAGGGAGAGGCUGGUCCCCCCGGGGGGUAAUAAGACGCAGUAUGAUGAGAUUGGCAUUCCCGUGGCCCUGCUCAGCUACAAAGACAUGCUGGACAUCUUCAGGCGUUUCGGCCGCAUGGUGAGGGCGGCGCUGUAUGCGCCUAAGGAGCCGGUGCUGGACUACAACAUGGUCAUCAUCUUCAUCAUGGCUGUGGGCACCGUCGCCAUCGGCGGCUACUGGGCCGGGAGUCGGGACGUGAAGAAAAGGUACAUGAAGCACAAGCGCGACGAUGGGCCCGAGAAGCAGGAGGACGAGGCGGUGGACGUGACGCCGGUGAUGACCUGCGUGUUUGUGGUGAUGUGCUGCUCCAUGCUGGUGCUGCUCUACUACUUCUACGACCUCCUCGUGUACGUGGUCAUUGGGAUCUUCUGCCUGGCCUCCGCCACCGGCCUCUACAGCUGCCUGGCGCCCUGUGUGCGGCGGCUGCCCUUCGGCAAGUGCAGGAUCCCCAACAACAGCCUGCCCUACUUCCACAAGCGCCCGCAGGCCCGUAUGCUGCUCCUGGCGCUCUUCUGCGUGGCCGUCAGCGUGGUGUGGGGCGUCUUCCGCAAUGAGGACCAGUGGGCCUGGGUCCUCCAGGAUGCCCUGGGUAUCGCCUUCUGCCUCUACAUGCUGAAGACCAUCCGUCUGCCCACCUUCAAGGCCUGCACGCUGCUGCUGCUGGUGCUGUUCCUCUACGACAUCUUCUUUGUGUUCAUCACGCCCUUCCUGACCAAGAGUGGCAGCAGCAUCAUGGUGGAGGUGGCCACUGGGCCCUCGGACUCAGCCACCCGUGAGAAGCUGCCCAUGGUCCUGAAGGUGCCUAGGCUGAACUCCUCACCUCUGGCCCUGUGUGACCGGCCCUUCUCCCUCCUGGGUUUCGGAGACAUUUUGGUGCCAGGGCUGCUGGUGGCCUACUGCCACAGGUUUGACAUCCAGGUACAGUCCUCCAGGGUAUACUUCGUGGCCUGCACCAUCGCCUAUGGCGUUGGCCUCCUUGUGACAUUCAUGGCACUGGCCCUGAUGCAGCGUGGCCAGCCCGCUCUCCUCUACCUGGUGCCCUGCACGCUGGUGACGAGCUGCGCUGUGGCGCUCUGGCGCCGGGAGCUGGGCGUGUUCUGGACGGGCAGCGGCUUUGCGGUGAAUACCAGUUUGCUCUGACUGUGAAAAAUACUCGCCUAGUGAGCCCUAACUAGAGUUAAAAAAGUCCUACCUCCAUCUCCGUGGGCCCCAGCACCAGCCGACGGCCCGCAGCCUCCCAAAGACUCUGCCACGCCGCUCUCCCCGCAGCCGCCCAGCGAAGAACCAGCCACAUCCCCCUGGCCUGCUGAGCAGUCCCCAAAAUCACGCACGUCCGAGGAGAUGGGGGCUGGAGCCCCCAUGCGGGAGCCUGGGAUCCCAGCUGAACCCGAGGGCAGGGACCAGGCCCAGCCGUCCCCGGUAACCCAGCCUGGCGCCUCGGCCUAGGGGAGGGGUGAGACGCUCGCUGCCGUGCCCGCCACACCAAGAUGUUGGGGCUGCCUGGUGCCCACUGGAGACAGACAGACAGACGCCUGUUCCCCAGGACCGAGGCCUGUGCCGUCCCCACGCGCCCCAACAUGGUGCUCAUCCUUGCCGAGACCCCUGCGGUCCGUGCCCGCGCCCAGCCCAGCUGCCCCGGCUGCACGCCUGCUGCUCCAAGCUCGCCCGGCUGCCACGAGCUCUCUGCGGGUCCAUCCUCCCCACCGGGGUCCGUCCUCGCAGGCCCUGCCCGGCCUCUCUGCAGACACUCAAGCGUCGUCUGCAUGAGUGAGCAGGUGUGGGUAGACUCUGGCCGCGGCCACACUUGGUGCUCACCAGCUGCUUCGGCCUUCAGGUGACCUCCUUCCCCACGGCGUCCUGUUCUCCGGGUGGAAGAGCAGCUUUCUGUCUCCCAGAAGGCAUCGCUUUUCCCUCUUGAGCAGAUCGGAGCCCCUGGGAGGUUUGGAAGCUGCCUCCAAGCCUAGGACACGGACCGGUGGCCGGGGCGGCCUCUGGACCCUGACGCUGGCUGAGACAGGCCCGUGGGGCAGGGUUUUGGGGCGUGAACGAGGCUGGCAGUGAGUGGACAAGCUGCUCCCCUGGCUAAGGCCCUGCCCUGCCCUCAGCCAGAGGUGCCUGGCCAUGCCUGCACACUCCUCCCCAUUUUAAUAAAUGGUCACAACUUCUAGAA